GUAGUAUCAGUGUGAUUUUCGCGGUCGUUCCGCAUCGACUUAUGAACGACCGAUGAAUGCCGGCGUUUCAGUCAGCGCUCGUUAUUCUUGCGAUUCAGGUCGGUCAUCCAUCCAUCGUCCGAUCUUCAUCCGAAACACAUUAAAAAUAAAUACUGACCACUGCAUUUGAAAUUAUACGUUGGAGAACCAGUGUUUUUCCUAUAGAAACAUGCAUUUCAAGGCUGGAGCUGCAGUUGCGUUGAUAGUAUUAAGUUUAGCUAGUUUCUGUAUCUGUGAUAUUAGUUUAACAGUAAAUAGUCAUGACGUUGGUUUAAAAUUGAACGAAUCAGAAACGUUCCUUAUACUUACAGGGAGUAAUUUUACAUCAGUAAAUGAUACCUUACAUAUUAUAAUACAACACACUGAUAUUGUGUCAAUAAAUUUAACAUCAAUCGAGUUGAACUGGCUGGGGCCCAAUGAGAGCGUGCCAAUAGAGAUCAAAGCUCUUGGGCUUGGUAGAACUGAUAUUUACUCGAACACUAGCAAUACGCUGGCAAAUGUGGAUGAAGUUUACUUUAGGGUAACGGUUCACAGAGAGCCCUGGCUGGAUAUUUUUUCGACGACUAUUGGAUGGAUAUAUUUCUUGGCCUGGUCAGUUUCGUUCUACCCUCAGGUUUACAUCAAUUGGAAAAGAAGAAGCGUUAUAGGAUUGAAUUUCGACUUCUUGGCAUUGAACAUAGCGGGUUUCAUAUUAUACUCCAUAUUUAAUUUGGGCCUCUACUAUAUACCUGAGAUAAAGAAAGAAUACUCCGAAAGAUAUCCUAGAGGACUGAACCCAGUGCAAGUAAAUGAUAUAUUUUUCGCUGUCCAUGCUGUGAUUUUAACAAGCGUAACUAUAGGCCAAUGUGUUCUCUAUGAAAGGGCAGAGCAGCGAGUCUCUACAACGGCCCGGAUAAUUUUGGGCUUUUUUGGCGUGUUUAUAGCAAUUUCGAUAGUUCUUUCUGGUUGCGAUGUUAUCCAUUGGAUAGAUUUCCUCUACUAUUGUUCUUAUGUAAAAUUAACAAUUACUCUAAUCAAAUAUAUACCUCAAGCUUUCAUGAACUAUAGAAGACAAAGCACAUCGGGAUGGAGUAUAGGUAACAUCCUUCUGGACUUUACUGGCGGAACGUUGUCCAUGUUGCAAAUGAUUCUCAAUGCGUACAACUACGAUGACUGGGCCUCCAUUUUUGGCGACCCCACGAAAUUUGGCCUGGGAUUAUUUUCAGUAGCAUUCGACAUUUUCUUCAUGAUUCAGCAUUAUGUACUAUAUAAGCACAGUAAAUACGAAGAGAAUUAAGUGAGUCUCCCAUCAACCUCGAACAAACGAGUGAAAUCUUCAUUGUUGGAAAAUCAUGAUAGUCGCCACAAAAGGCACAUUAUUUAAUUCCGCAAAUCAACGUCUUCCGUUAAGUUGGAUGUGUCUUAAUUUACUGAAACGGCUAUCAACUGUUUAUAAUGUAUUGCGAAUGACAAGUAGAUUAUGGUACAAAUAUUUUUUUUAAAGUAGAAGGUAGAAAAUAAAAAACUGAGUUGCACU
This is a messenger RNA of Dendroctonus ponderosae (mountain pine beetle), 1555 nucleotides long. RefSeq names its product cystinosin homolog (gene Ctns). Gene Ontology annotation, biological process: L-cystine transport. Gene Ontology annotation, cellular component: lysosomal membrane. The record is from RefSeq and is a predicted model, not a curated record. NCBI's taxonomy places the organism in Eukaryota, Metazoa, Arthropoda, Insecta, Coleoptera, Curculionidae. Bases 209 to 1315 code for a protein of 368 amino acids. The transcript has 10 exons. Gene Ontology annotation, molecular function: L-cystine transmembrane transporter activity.